UCCAAAAUAUUUAUUGUUUAUUUGUUAAAUCUAAUUUACAUAUAUAUAAACUUCAGAAGUUCCGAAAAUUGAUUUUGCAACGGAUAUAUUAUUUUGGAAGAUUUCAGUAGUUUUGUAGUAAGCAAGGAUACCUACAGACAAUAAAACCUUAAAAUUCGCGAAUAUUUAUAUUCGUAUGUACAUACAUAUGUACAUUACGUUUGUAUUGAAUGGCAUACAAUCAGAAGAGCAAUUGGUUCCAAGAGCGUAUGAGUGGUCUACAAAACGACAUUCACGCCAUAACACCAGGCAUUUAUGGUUACAGUGGAUGUAUCGGUGGAAAAACUACGUAUAAAAGCGACUAUGUACAACCCGUUAAAAAAGACGAUCCAAGAGGUGCAGACGAUUUUAUAAAUGUUAAGAUAAUACGUUUUCGAAACAAAAUGAAAAACAAAGAAACAAAUAUACAACAGUGUAAUGAUAUAUUUCUGCAUAAUAUGACGACAAUGACAGAUCUUCAGUAUCGAAUUUUACCAGAAACAUCACGAGGUUUGUUGGGGGGGAACGAUUGGAUGUUAAAAAAGAACCCGAAAGAAGACCUUACUCUAAGUUAUGGCAAUCAGACAAAUUUUGGAUUACUUAAAGCUAAGCGUUGUGAUGAGCUUCGGGAAUUGCAUCGCUAUCGUCACUUAUCUGAAACAAAGAGCAGUUUUGGACCUAAAGUUCGAAUCCCUUUGUCACCAACAAAUCGAAAAUGCAGUGAAACCCUAUGAAUAUAUAGUAUUUCUACUCGUAUAGGUACCGAAAUUAGUAUUAAAUAUAAUAUUUAUUAUUGGUCAAAAUCGCAUAUCCAUCUAUAAUA
Molecule: messenger RNA, 841 nt
Organism: Bactrocera oleae (olive fruit fly)
Lineage: Eukaryota; Metazoa; Arthropoda; Insecta; Diptera; Tephritidae
Source: RefSeq, a predicted model, not a curated record